AUGCUUGAAGAUGAAUGUCCGGGCAUGAGCAGGUCCGCGUCUUCUAUCAGUAUCCACUCAGUUGGACCGUCAGGGCCAUCGGAUCUAUCAGGGCCAGCACCAACACCAGCCCUGGCUGCUCCAGCAAAGAGCCCAUCUCUAGAGACAUCAUCAGAGGCAGUAUCUAAACCCAGGCCAGCUGAAGAAGAACAAGCAAGGGCAUCAGAAAGCUCCUAUGGUGCUGAAAGGUUCUUCAUGCAUCCUAGGAGUGUCUAUAUUGUCAUCUCAGAACGCAGAAACAUAAGUGAGAAGUUCCACUGGGGUAUCAUUGUUGCUCGCAGCCAGAGAGAAGGCCUCCUUUACCACCGUGUCUUUGAUGGCAGCCAGUGGACAUUAGAGAUUGAAGAACACAAAGAUAUAACGGCAGACAAGGCUGUCCUUCUUAUCCUGAAGGUUGGAGAUGUGCCUGAAGUCACUCCCCAGUGGAUUGAAGCCAUCCAGCAGUGCAUCACCACCGCUAACGUCCCCAGAACCACCAUGGGGGCUGUCACCUGUCGUACCUUUGCCCUAGCUGCUACCUACGAGCUCGGAAACGGCGGCUUCACCAGGCUGUAUCCGAACUGGAAUAAGGCUAGGGGUAUCGAGCAGGAGGCCUAUCAGUUUGCCUGGUAUGCUAGCACUCUUGGACGUCGCCUGGUGGUUUCCAGCCAGUGGAGUGACCUGUGA
Microsporum canis CBS 113480 is the source of this 705-nucleotide messenger RNA. RefSeq lists its product as hypothetical. NCBI's taxonomy places the organism in Eukaryota, Fungi, Ascomycota, Eurotiomycetes, Onygenales, Arthrodermataceae. The record is from RefSeq and is a predicted model, not a curated record. The coding region runs from base 1 to 705 and encodes 234 amino acids. The transcript has a single exon.